AUGGAAGAAAAUGUUUAUGAUCGACCAAUGAUAUCUCAUGAAGAAAUAUGUUAUGAAGGAUUUGGUAGUAUAAAUGAAGAUGUUGAGGAUGAUUCUGUUGAUAGUUUUCUGACAAAACCUAAUAUCGUGUUGCUUAGAAACAGUUUGUCCGCACAAUUUGACGACUCUCUGUGUUAUCGCGUGUCUCGGGAUAGUAAAGAAUAA
Molecule: messenger RNA, 204 nt
Organism: Schistosoma bovis
Lineage: Eukaryota; Metazoa; Platyhelminthes; Trematoda; Strigeidida; Schistosomatidae
Source: the annotation of a GenBank genome assembly